UUCUUCCCAUACAGCACUCUGUGGAUACGAAGAACGAAAGCAACAGGCUUCUCAUCUUCUGUACGGUCCCCACUGCGAGGCGAGCAAGGCGCGCACGCGAUCACCUUUUGUUUCAACGGAUGUUCAAGAACUGUGUAAAAGAAGGCUGAAUUCGUGAAUUACCAGGAGGUUUCCUCGUCGCUGGAUUAGCAGAUGCGUUCGAGUUGAUUGAUGAAAUUUCGUCCAUGUCCAUGGAUCAACGCACGCUCGCACAGAGUCCUCUGGACUACAAAGUAGGAGCUUCCUUUGGCAGCCACGAUGAAGCAGACGACAACAAUUUGUUGCACGGAUUCGAAUGCAACAUCUGUCUGGACGCCGUGCAAGAGCCAGUCGUGACAUUCUGCGGCCACCUGUACUGCUGGCCGUGCAUAUACAAAUGGAUCCAAAAUCCGAACCACCAGAAAUCAUCGCCAUGCCCGGUGUGCAAGAAAGAGGUCUCACUAACCACCGUGAUCCCGCUCUACGGCGCAGCGGCCGCCGGCGAGGAUAAAAUGCAGAAUCGGAUACCUGAGAGGCCUCGGCGAUUCGACUGCAGAUGCAGUGCGUUGUCGCCGUCGCCGGUGCUGCGAAGUCCGGCGCCGGCGCCGGCGUCUUGGGCGGAGAAUGCGAGUAGCAACUACAUGGUGGACCCGAUGAUCGGGAUGUUAGGGGAUAUAAUAUGCGGGGAGAUGUUUGGGGAGUCCGGGACCGGGACGACGUCGUUUUACGGGCAUCGAGUAGCGUACGGAAACGGGAAUUGGAAUAGGAGGCGAUUUAUGAGGCGGAGUGAAGAAUCGUUGGGGAGGAUAUUAUUGUUUCUCUUCUGCUGUGUUGUGCUGUGUCUUCUCUUGUUCUAAGCCCCCCACCCCCUGGAUAUAUUAUUAUUAUAUGGGUUAUAUAGUUAAUGUAUGUAAAUAUUGAUGAUGAUGAUGAUGAAAGUAUAAGAUAAAAGACAAGGUGGUGGUGAGCGGCUGUUGACACACUGCACAGCUUAUAUGUGAAUAUAACUAUGAGUUACAUUACAUAACAAUUAAAAAUAUUUAUAA
Molecule: messenger RNA, 1064 nt
Organism: Andrographis paniculata
Lineage: Eukaryota; Viridiplantae; Streptophyta; Magnoliopsida; Lamiales; Acanthaceae
Product: E3 ubiquitin-protein ligase RMA1H1-like
Exons: 3
Coding region: 225-875 (216 amino acids)
Biological process (GO): ubiquitin-dependent protein catabolic process
Cellular component (GO): endoplasmic reticulum
Molecular function (GO): ubiquitin protein ligase activity; metal ion binding; ubiquitin-like protein conjugating enzyme binding
Source: RefSeq, a predicted model, not a curated record